AUGACCAAAGUGAGGAAGUACUGCAGGGUCGGAAGUGGAAGUUCAAAACAUGUUUAUUGUGAUGAUGGUCUCUAUCCCUCCCUGGUGUACCGAUUACAGAUGGACAUCCUCAUCCACAAAACAAUAGAAGUCUGGGGCGUACAGAGAGCAGCGUCCUGGAUAUGUGGGAAGGACAAGGUGUCAUUCUAUCGUCUGCCAGCUGUAAUAUCAAACCAGGGAGAAAAAAACACAGGAAUUGUCAGAAAAAAGACGGAGAUCGUGGAUUUCCAAGAUCAGCAGAGCAGACCUGCAACCUUCAUCGUACCCAUUUAUACUAGUGUGUUCGGAACAUUUUGUGAAUGUCAAGGGUAUGGUGGCCGUACUUCAGAUAAAUUUGUUAUCAAUGACUCGGGAUUUCUUGAAAAAUUGCAGUAUGGAGAUAUUGUCUUGGCAGACAGGGGAUUUGACAUUGCGGAAAGUGUUGCACAAGCAAGUUCUGAGGUGAUGAUUCCAGCUUUCACAAAAGGAAAAUCUCAACUCUCUGCAGUAGAUAUUGAGAAAACUAGGAAAUUGGCACAUGUACGAAUUCAUGUUGAGAGUGUAAUUGGACUAGUUCGAAAUAAAUACGUUAUUUUACAAGAUACAUUGCCUUUAGACUAUUUAAUUUCUUCUGAUGGCUCAAUCCCAACCAUUGAUAAAAUUGUAACUGUGUGUUGUGCCUUGACAAACAUGUGCAAGUCUGUAGUACCAUUUGACUAA
Molecule: messenger RNA, 738 nt
Organism: Ostrea edulis (European flat oyster)
Lineage: Eukaryota; Metazoa; Mollusca; Bivalvia; Ostreida; Ostreidae
Exons: 3
Coding region: 1-738 (245 amino acids)
Source: RefSeq, a predicted model, not a curated record